AAAAUAAAAGGAAAUUUUGCAAGCUGAUAUCGGAAAAAAAUAAAUAAAGAAAAUAAAGUUGCUAAUUUUUCUGACAAAUUGAGCCUGAAGUGCCCAACUUUUCAUUUCACAAAUUACAAAUUAUUGUAAAAGCCAAAAAGAAGAGCAACAAAAAAAAAAUAAAAAUAAGAGUCAAAAAUGAAAAUUAAUUCGACAAUAAAAAAUACAGAGUGAAAACUCCGGCGUCAGAUCAAAAUAAUGAAUAUCAUCAAAACAAAAAUCAAAAACGUUCAAUAAAAAAGCAAAAGUUUUGCGACAUUCGGCAGUGAGGGAAAGCCAAAACCACCAACAACUAAAUUACUUAGAAUAUAGCCCGACUAAAGAACAAAACCAAAAUGCGAAGAGUCUCGAGCAAAAUGAAAGUAACCACAACCACAGCGGCAGCAAACAUAACCACAACAAUGCUUGCGGUACAGCAGCGAAGGCAACAUUGCCAUUGUGGCAUGCAACAGCGAGGACGACACCAUCACCACCGAUACCAGCUAAACUUGACACAGCCGCUGAGGCACAUAUUGGCGUUGUUUGUCAUCAUCAUUUGCGUGCAAGG
Messenger RNA from Rhagoletis pomonella (apple maggot), 586 nucleotides. RefSeq lists its product as uncharacterized. The record is from RefSeq and is a predicted model, not a curated record. Gene Ontology annotation, cellular component: cell-cell junction. Gene Ontology annotation, biological process: cell-cell adhesion. Gene Ontology annotation, molecular function: cell adhesion molecule binding. NCBI's taxonomy places the organism in Eukaryota, Metazoa, Arthropoda, Insecta, Diptera, Tephritidae.